CGGGAAGGGAGGGCUCUGGAGCAGGAGUAGGGCUGAUCUCGGGAAGGGAGGGCUCUGGAGCAGGAGCUGCUGACGUGCUGCCGGGGCUGCAGUGACUCCGCAAUGGCUGAGCCUGCCGGCACUGAGCUCAUCCCGCAGCCUGCCGGGGAAACCUGUCCUUAGCUCCUCCGACUGCUCGGAUCCGCGCUCGGGCUACGUGGUGCCCUGACCUGCUGAGCCCCAUCCCUGUGCCUGGGCAGGGACAGUGCCUCUGCUGUGGCUGGACCAUGAGGGACAGAGCGAGGCACUGAGGGUGACCAGCCAGGAGCAGUGCUACCCACGUUAACAGGAUUGCUUUAAAAAGGCCCCAGAAGAUGUGAGCAGCGCGCCGCGGGGCCGGGCCUCCCUCAGCAUGGCCAAGAGGGGCUCCAGCAGCCGCGCCAGGGGGGACAAGCCCGACGCCCUGGCUGCCCUGCAGGCUGCCAACGAGGAGCUCCGGGCCAAGCUCACUGACAUCCAGAUCGAGCUCCAGCAGGAGAAGAGCAAGGUCAGCAAGUUGGAAAGGGAGAAAAAUCAGGAAGUGAAGCAGAUCAAGGAGCACGAACAGCACAAAAGCACAGUGGUGGUCACAGAGCUCAAAGUCAAACUUCACGAGGACAAAAUGAAAGAGCUCCAGGCUGUCCGAGAAACCCUUCUGAGGCAGCACGAAGCUGAGCUGCUCAGAGUGAUAAAAAUCAAAGACAAUGAAAUCCAGAGGCUGCAGACGCUGCUGAACGCCGUGCGGGACGGGGCCCCCGACAAGGUGAAGACGGUGCUGCUCAGCGAGGCCAAGGAGGAGGCCAAGAAGGGCUUCGAGGUGGAGAAAAUCAAAAUGCAGCAGGAGAUCUCCGAGCUGAAGGGGGCCAAGAAGCAGGUGGAGGAGGCCCUGACGAUGGUGAUCCAAGCUGACAAGAUGAAGGCGGCGGAGAUCAGGAGCGUGUACCACCUGCACCAGGAGGAGAUCACCCGCAUCAAGAGGGAGUGCGAGCGCGAGAUCCGCAGGCUGAUGGAGGAGAUUAAGUUUAAGGACAGAGCAGUCUUCGUGCUGGAGAGAGAGUUAGGGGUGCGAGCCGGGCAUGCUCAGAGACUGCAGCUCCAAAAGGAGGCUUUAGAUGAACAACUGUCCCAGCUCAAAGAGUCUGACCGGCAUCUGAGCAGCCCCAAGCGGGAACUUCCUUAUGCAAGUGGUGCAGGAGACGCUUCAGAUCAUUCGGGAAGCCCCGAACAGCAGUUGGAUGAAAAGGACGCCCGGCGCUUCCAGCUGAAAAUCGCGGAGCUGAGCGGGAUCAUCCGCAAGCUGGAGGACAGGAACGCGCUGCUGUCGGAGGAGAGGAACGAGCUGUUGAAACGUCUCAGAGAAGCAGAAAGUCAGUAUAAGCCCAUUUUGGACAAAAACAAGCGCCUCAGUAGGAAGAAUGAGGAGCUGUCACAUGCCUUACGUCGAAUGGAAAAUAAACUGAAAUUUGUGACACAGGAAAACAUUGCCAUGAGGCAAAGAGCUGGAGCAAUAAGGAGACCAAGCUCCCUAAAUGACCUUGACCACAGCCAAGAAGAAAGGGAAGUGGAUUUCCUGAGACUACAAGUUAUUGAACAGCAAAACCUCAUUGAUGAGCUCUCCAAGACCCUGGAGACUGCUGGCUAUGUGAAGAGUGUCAUGGAACGUGAUAAGCUGCUAAGGUUCAGGAAGCAAAGGAAGAAAAUGACAAGAAUUCCUAAGAAGCCAGUGGUGGAGACGUUCUAUGGCUAUGAUGAGGAGGCUUCCCUGGAGUCAGAUGGUUCCUCCAUCUCCUACCAAACCGACCGCACCGACCAGACCCCCUGCACGCCCGAGGACGACCUGGAAGAGGGCAUGGCCAAGGAGGAGACGGAGCUGCGGUUCCGGCAGCUGACGAUGGAGUACCAGGCGCUGCAGCGCGCCUACGCCCUGCUGCAGGAGCAGGUCGGGGGCACCCUGGAUGCAGAGCGGGAAGUCAAGACACGUGAGCAGCUCCAAGCUGAAAUACACCGGUCCCAGGCUCAGAUAGAGGAUCUGGAGAAGGCUCUGGCUGAGCAGGGACAGGACAUGAAGUGGAUUGAGGAGAAGCAGGCCUUGUACAGAAGGAACCAGGAGCUGGUAGAAAAGAUCAGGCAGAUGGAGGCUGAGGAGGCACGCCUCAAACACGACGUGCAGGAUGCCAAGGACCAGAACGAGCUGCUGGAGUUCAGGAUCCUGGAGCUGGAGGAGAGAGAGAGACGGUCCCCGGCCAUCACCUUCCACCACGGCCCCUUCACGGAGGGCAAGAGCCCUCUGCAGGUGUACUGCGAGGCUGAAGGUGUAACAGACAUUGUGGUGGCAGAGCUGAUGAAAAAGUUGGACAUUUUAGGGGAUAACGCCGUAAGUAAUCUGACCAACGAGGAGCAGGUGGUCAUCAUCCAGGCCAGGACUGUCCUCACGCUGGCUGAAAAGUGGCUCCAGCAGAUCGAGGUGACCGAGUCUGCGCUGCAGCAGAAGAUGCUGGACCUGGAGAACGAGAAGGAGCUGUUCAGCAAGCAGAAGGGCUACCUGGACGAUGAGCUGGACUUCAGGAAGCAGUCCCUGGACCAGGCCCACAAGCAAAUUCUGGAAUUAGAAGCCAUGCUCUAUGAUGCCCUGCAGCAAGAAGCUGGAGCCAAAAUUUCCGAACUUCUUUCAGAAGAGGAGAAGGAGAAGCUGAAGAGCGCCGUGGAGCAGUGGAAGCGGCAGGUGAUGAGUGAGCUCCGGGAGAGGGACGCGCAGAUCCUGCGGGAGAGGAUGGAGCUCAUCCAGCACGCCCAGCAGAGAAUUAAAGAGCUAGAAGAAAGAAUUGAAGGCCAAAAAAGACAAAUAAAAGAGUUAGAGGAAAAGCCCCCUGAGGCCACUGCAGCCGCUCCUGCUGUUCCUCCCAGAGGGACAGCCCUGCUCCCCGAGACCCUCACAGAGACUUUGCCCCUUGCACCCCGGAUCUGUCUCGCUCCUUGCUGCUGGCCAUGGCAGCUGCAGCCCGUGGGACUUCCAGCAGGGCUGGGCUGGGCUGGGUGGGAGUGCCUGCGCCCCCGAAACCCCCGAGGAGCCUUUGGAGAGGCUGAACUGAGCCCACCAAGGAAGCCCAGAGCUCUGCUGCUGCCUCUCCUGCAGCCCAGGCUGUGCUGAGGGCCAGCCCUGCUGCUGGGCAGGCUCUGCCAGCAGCACCAGCACUGAUUCAGAUACACUGGAUUUACCCUGGUUCCCUGCUAAGCAGGUGGCAAAUUGCUUCUGUGUAGAAGUGCCCGUGUCCUGUCUGUGUGCCACGUGCUCAUGUUUGUUCCACAGUUCUUCAAAAACCUGCCUUGAAAGAAGAUUUUAGGAAGUGUUCCAGAGGAGCAGCCCAUGAAAAAAUGGAUGUGAGUGGAAAUGAAGUGGUUUGCUCCAAGGAAUUUCUCCGUGGCACAGGGUAUGUCCCAUGCUUUGUUGAAUAUCCCACGAGCCCAGUUUUAGGACAAAACAUAAAGCUACAUUCAGGAAACCAAACUCUAAUUAUUUUUUUUUUAAGUAAACCAUUAUGAAAAAACUGUGCAAUAAUUCAUAAUUGGCUGUCCCUGAACAAUGACAAAAGGCUUAACACUGUCCCAGCAAAAAGUUCAGCCUGGAAAAGAGUGAACUAAACCAGAUUAUCCCUCAUCCACGUGCACUGGGCUGGGAGAGGGAACAGAACUUGUUGUCACCUGGAAGGUGUCCUCACCUGGAAGGUGUCCUCACCUUGGGGAAAGGAAGCACAAGUCCCACAGAGCGCGAGCCCAGGGGGCUGGCACAGGAACCAGGAAGGAAAAAGGAUCCUCUAGAAAAACAGGUGAAGAGGGGAAAAUCAGAAGAAAUUCCAGAGUGUGACUGACCACGUUGGAUCCACAGCUGAGCACAGAAAUGCAGGGCUGUGGGGCAAGGCCAGGGAUGGACAAAGCCAGGACCAAGGCCAGGGAUGAGGACCAAGGCCAGGGAUGGACGACAAAGCCAGGACUGAGGACCAAGGCCAGGAGUGAGGUCCUGCCAGCAGCCAGGGUCCCACGGUGCCCAUCCCUGGGAGCACGGGCAGGAGGGAUCAGAGCUCUGGGCAGGUACCUGCACCGCUGGAGUUUAUAAAGCUAUGAAGAAAACCCCUGGAUACUGAAAUUCUUCAGCCUCUUCCUGCACUUGUACAUCCACCGUGUUAACCCAGCACAGGGAGCUCAGCUGCAGAAACAGGAGGAAGGGAGUUGGUCAGAGAAGUGUGGUAUUUCAACCAGAGGAUGCAAUGUUUUAAGGCCAAGGUUGUGGAUUUUGAUCUCAGCAUACGAUUCUGUCAUGGAAUUGAUUUAACAAGCUCCGAUUCUACCAGAUACCAAUACCAACAGUGCUGGCAUUCUGGGAUGAGCUGCAUUUUUGCUUCUGCAUUUCAUGCCUAAAACAAGUUCAUUUUGAGUUCUACUGAAAUACUUCAUGUCUUAAAAUACUGUGUUCACUGGAAGCCCUGCAGGUGGCGGCUGAGGUGACAAAGGGCACCUUAGGAAGUGGCUUAAGUCCACCUCAUGGCUCUUCAUUCAGGACGUGCUCUUGCCCGGUGUGUCCUUGUGUCUCAAAUACCGGUUCUGUUUUCCCAUUCACUUCCUUGAUCCUGGGGGUUUUAAGUACAAAGCCAAUUGUACAGGACAGGUCUGUGUGUAAAUAAGGAAUUGUGCUUAUCUAUAUGUCACUAUAAAUAUGUAUGAAGUUUUGUACAUAGGAAAGAGAAAACGGCUCAAAGAAUGUUUUCAGAACUGUGUCCUCCGUUUGAAUGCACAGACAGGAGAUUGCCAUCCAUGUGCUCCCUCACUCUCCGGGAAGGGAUCCCGCUGGUUCCGCUCGCCGCCCGCGUCCAGCUGGGCUCUGUGUCAGGAGUUUUUGGUGGCCCGGAGCCGGGCUGGGCUCUGUGUCAGGAGUUUUUGGUGGCCCGGGGCCGGGCUGGGCUCUGUGUCAGGAGUUUUUGGUGGCCCGGGGCCGGGCUGGGCUCUGUGUCAGGAGUUUUUGGUAGCCCUGAGCCGGGCUGGGCUCUGUGUCAGGAGUUUUUGGUGGCCCGGGGCCGGGCUGGGCUCUGUGUCAGGAGUUUUUGGUAGCCCUGAGCCGGGCUGGGCUCUGUGUCAGGAGUUUUUGGUAGCCCGGAGCUGGGCUGAGCCGUGCCGGGUCUCGGCUGCUCCCGCCUCACUCUGGCCCCUGUGCAUCUCUCACAAACA
This is a messenger RNA of Serinus canaria (Common canary), 5235 nucleotides long. It is a transcript of the gene JAKMIP3, whose product is annotated as Janus kinase and microtubule interacting protein 3. The transcript has 24 exons. The record is from RefSeq and is a predicted model, not a curated record. Bases 392 to 3166 code for a protein of 924 amino acids. NCBI's taxonomy places the organism in Eukaryota, Metazoa, Chordata, Aves, Passeriformes, Fringillidae. Gene Ontology annotation, molecular function: microtubule binding; kinase binding.